AUACAUAAUAGUCUAAGAAAUUUUAAUUCUCGUACAUACUAAUUUUUGAACGUAUACUUUGUUAUAUUUAACAUUUUUAAACAAUAAUUAUAUAAAUGUUGUAAUUCAAUUUCUGUUGCCGUCGCAGUUUGCAACGGGAGUGCUGAAAACUCAAAAUGCGACAAAAUGUCUUCAAGAACGCAGAGUAAAAACGUAUGAAAAUGUACCAGUCUUACUAUUAAUGAAUUUUAGGACCACUAAAAUUUGCAAGCGAAGGCUUGUAAUCAUGAACAAACCUAUCAUCGACAGGACGCAUACCGUAAUGUUGAUAAAUUAUGGCGGACAAAGGUGUCAUAUGCCAAAUAACAUACAUAACCCCGGCCCAAAUAUACACGAAACACGAGGCCGUUGGGUCAAAAGAGACUAAUUGAUGGUAUUUAGGUAGGAUAAUCUCGAAAGACUGAAAUAAAAGGCGUAUACAUGCAAGGACGAGGUAGCCGGGCUAAGAAGAAUGGGGAAACAUUAAGACGGGACAUAUAAAAGAAAUGAAGAUUGAACCAAAAUAAUGGAACUAACGAAUUUAAAACUGAGCACCUUAAUCUUUUUUUGUGUGUAUUUCUUUAUUUCUGGUGCGGAUGGUUACAUUAUUUUACCAACAGCUUGGUACUAUAUCCGUAGUCUUGGGCUCUCAAAAAAUUUCUACAGCGCUGUUCUGGCAGCCCAAUCUUUGGGUUUUAUACUAAUGUCGCCAAUUGUUGGGAAACUCGCAGAUAAAACAAGAAGGGUGAAAUUGAUCCUGUUUAUGAGUGUUUUGGUUAAAGCGAUAUCGAAAUUAGUCUACGCCAUUCCAGUGUCUGGUUAUUUCCCUCUCGCGGGAUGUUUUUUCUCUGGGGCUGCAAACGCUGCUUAUUCCGCAAUGUACGGUGAAAUCGUUCGAUACACGGCGAAUGAAUAUCGAUCAAAACUGUUUAUAUUGUUCGACUCUGUAUUUACCCUGGGGGCAUCAUGCGGACCACUUUUCGGAGGCCUGGUUACGUUUAGUGGAAGUAUCCUGGGCUUGAAAAUCAAUGAUGGCAAUUCUCCAGGAAUUGUCUUAGCAGCCAUUUGGUUCGUAGCCUUGUGUGUACUCAUCUUCCUACCAUCUGAUCUUGGGACAAGCGAAAUUGGUCUUUUAGAUGAAAUCAGUUUAUCUGACGGUGGCGGGAAUCAUGAUGACGUGAUGAAGAGUUUCAACUCGUCGGUAUUGUGUUUGUAUUAUAUUGAUUUUUCAAACUCUCUUUUAGCAAGUACCUGCUCUGGAAUUAUCCCUCUUUUAACGAUGGAAUUGUUCUCCUUAAAGCUUAUACAUGUAAAGCUUUUAUUCGCUGUCGGAAUGAUGUUUGUAUUUUUCGUAUGUUCAGUAAGUUAUAUUGCAACAAAACACUGCAGUGAACGCGUUCUAUUACUAUGUUCCAUAAUUUUACCAAUACCGUCAAUGCUCAUGUUAUGUACCUACGCGAUUCUAUGGACAAAAGUUUCAUUUUCAAUGAGUUAUACACUCGUCAUUUACAUUUGUUUUGGAUUGCCAUUACCAUGUUAUCCGUUUGCUGGUUCCCUGUUAUCGAAAAUCACGCCUUCGCGACAUGCCAGCACUAUUCAAAGUGGUGCAGUGAUCAAUUUUUUCGUGGCGGCAUUAAUAGGACGUGGGAUAUCAGGAGUGGUGUUUACUCAAACAUUGCUUAUUGCAUACAGUAUUGUCCUUGCCCUCAUGUGGUCAGUUGGUGCCGCUUGGCUUGCUUUCGUAUUUCGUCGUUUGCCUCCCUGAACUGGUUCCUGGAAACUCGUCACUGUAGACUUGUGGGAUGCAUGCUAUUGAGUACGAAGUUAAAUACUGUAUUGAAAGCAAUAUAUUCAUAUGGAAUAUUUACUUGUUAGUAAAGUUUAU
Molecule: messenger RNA, 1903 nt
Organism: Dendronephthya gigantea
Lineage: Eukaryota; Metazoa; Cnidaria; Anthozoa; Malacalcyonacea; Nephtheidae
Product: SPX domain-containing membrane protein At4g11810-like
Exons: 2
Coding region: 545-1783 (412 amino acids)
Biological process (GO): transmembrane transport
Molecular function (GO): transmembrane transporter activity
Source: RefSeq, a predicted model, not a curated record